Manihot esculenta (cassava) is the source of this 1781-nucleotide messenger RNA. RefSeq names its product protein SAR DEFICIENT 1. The transcript is spliced from 7 exons. Lineage: Eukaryota; Viridiplantae; Streptophyta; Magnoliopsida; Malpighiales; Euphorbiaceae. Gene Ontology annotation, molecular function: calmodulin binding; DNA-binding transcription factor activity; sequence-specific DNA binding. Gene Ontology annotation, cellular component: nucleus. Gene Ontology annotation, biological process: regulation of salicylic acid biosynthetic process. The record is from RefSeq and is a predicted model, not a curated record. Bases 73 to 1341 code for a protein of 422 amino acids.
UGUUUAUAAAGAGACUAAUUCUGCAGCUCCCAUCAUCAUCAUCAUCUGUCUGAAUCUCUCUUGGUUUUAAUCAUGGCAGCCAAAAGAUUUCUUGAUGAAUCAGGUUCCGACCCAGAUCACCCAUAUGAGAAACGAAUGAGAACUACACCUUCUUUUGCUUCGGUAAUUACAAAAGCAAUUACGGUGAAUUCUUUACAGAGCCUCUGUUCGGCCUUGGAGCCAAUGCUAAGGCGAGUGGUGAAUGAAGAAGUGGAGAGCAGUCUGAGACUGCGUUCUUCACGCCCUUUCACUCGUUCUCCUUCGUUGAGAAUCCAGGCACCUGAGCCACUCCCAUCAAGUCUGCAGCUAAUGUUUAGCAAAAAUCUCUCACUCCCAAUAUUUACAGGGAGCAAAAUCGCUGAUAUAGAUGGCGCUUCCCUUCAAAUCCUUUUACUAGAUACUAGAGGUGAUCAGGCCGUUCCAGCAUCCCUUCCUCCCGCAGUGAAAGUAGAAAUCGUCGUUCUUGAUGCAGAUUUCCCUUCUGAUGAUCGGAAUACUUGGACUAGUAAAGAAUUUGACAACAAUAUAUUGAAGGAGAGAACCGGCAAGAGGCCUUUGCUCGCUGGAGACUGCUUGAUGGUCACUUUAAGAGAUGGAAUUGCAACAGUUGGAGAGAUUGAGUUCACCGAUAAUUCGAGCUGGAUUAGAGGCAGGAAAUUUAGGCUUGGUGCAAGAGUGGUUCCGGGGAGCUCCAACGGUGUUCGUAUUCGUGAAGCAAUGACUGAAGCUUUUGUCGUCAAGGAUCAUCGAGGAGAAUUGUACAAGAAGCAUCACCCGCCAAUGUUGAAUGAUGAAGUCUGGCGUCUUGAGAAGAUUGGGAAAGGUGGAGCUUUCCACAAAAAGCUAGCUGCUGAAGCCAUUGACUCGGUCCAAGAACUAUUGAAAUUGUUCACUGUCAACCAACCAAAGCUUAGAAGGAUUUUAGGUCCUGGAAUGUCCGAAAAAAUAUGGGAAGCAACAAUUAAGCAUGCAAAGACUUGUGAAUUGGGAAACAAACUUUACAUGUAUCAUGGACAGAAUUUCAGUGUGACAUUAAACCCUAUAUGUCAAGUUGUUGGUGCCAUUAUUAAUGGCCACACAUACUUUGCCAGGGAUCUUCCAAGAAUUAAUAGGGGCUUCAUUCAGAAUUUAGUGAAUCAAGCAUAUGCAAAUUGGAGCUCAUUAGAAGAGGUGGUUGGAGUUUCAAGUGAGAUUGCUUUGCUUACACAAGGUGAGGAGCUAGUGGAGGAGUACCCCAAUCACCACCAUCCUCAGGCCUAUAUUGAGAUGGGGGACCAAUAUCAACCUGACCAGCUGUUCUAGUGCAAAUCUGGCUUACAGCAAUAUAGAAAUUUAGUAUAAAGAAAGGAGAUCCAUGUAUUUAUAAGAGGUGCAUGUACUCUUAAGAGCACUGAAUAAGCCCUCUGCACCAAAUGUCCCUUUUCAGAUAGUGAAUUGACACCUAGGUCUUACAUUAAUGGAGAAACGAUACUAGAUUUUGGUUUCAAUGUAAAUAGAGAAAAAAAAAAAGAGUCAAAGUUGGUUAACCUAUGUUUUGUAGGAAAAUUUUGAAGGGAAGGUCAGGAAUUUUAAGAUGAUAUCCUUAAGAGGAAAGUUUCUCAAGCAAAAUAAGAUUUUUAGAGGUUCUGAAACCUAAAAAAGCCUUUUUUUUUUUUUUUUUUAACACUGGUGGAUUGUAGAGGUUUUUAAUAUCUUACUUCCAUUACCUUUAAUUAAGUAAAAUUUCCUUUUGCUGUAUUCCA